ACUCUCAGCUGAGUGAUCUGACAGCGACCGACCGCUUCUUCCCCAAUCGCUCAGCAGCCGGGGAGAGGCGAAGGGCAAAGGAACAGCAAUCAUGGAGCAGUUGUAGGGGAUAAUGGACAAGCCUCCCCUUCUGGAAGAAAGCAAAGAAACCAAAGCUACAUGACCGAAAACGUAAUUCCCAAAGCGGCAACGAGAAACACAAGAGUAUCAAUCAUGCAGUUCAAAUACAGAAGAAUCGAAUAAUCUAUUCCAACGAAAGGGUUCUCCGUGAUCCUUCAAGGUUGGAACCGCUUCAAGCCGUCCCGUCCCCACAUUGUACGUCGCUGGCGCAUCGACCGCGGUUGAUCGAUCACCAUCGUCCAUAGUAUGUCGGUGGAGGACCAGCGCUAUUCCGACGCGAUGCGGGUGCUAGAGGCCGGACCGGAGUGGCUACGAGCCGAGAUCGAGCGCCUUUCCCGGGAGCUGAGUGAGACUACCCAUGAGAAGAUCCAAGCGGCGGAGUACGGGCUGGCGGUGCUGGAGGAGAAGCAGCAACUGAAACAGCAGUAUGACGACCUGGAGAUCGAAUACGAGACCGUGCGCCAGGAACUGGACAUGCUCAAAGAGGCGUUUGGACAAGUCUACUCCAACCAUAAGAAGGUGGCUGCAGAUGGGGAAAGCAGGGAGGAGUCUCUGAUCCAGGAGGCGGUGUGUAAGGAGGCCUAUUACGAGCAGCGGGUCCUGGAGCUGCAGACGGAGCUCCGCCAGGCCCGUAAUGUCCUCACCAACACCCAGUCAGAGAACGAACGCCUGGCCUCCAUCACCCAGGAGAUGAGAGAGAAUAUCCAAGUGGUGGAGCUGCAGCGGACUCGUCUGCGUGAUGACAUCAAAGAGUAUAAAUUCCGGGAGGCACGUCUGCUGCAGGACUACACAGAGCUGGAGGAGGAGAACAUCUCCCUACAGAAACAGGUCUCCGGGCUCAAACAGACCCAGGUGGAGUUUGAGGGUCUGAAGCACGAGAUUCGUCGUCUGGAGGAAGACACCCAGUUCCUGAACAGCCAAUUGGAGGACGCAAUCCGCCUGAAGGAGAUCGCCGAGCGACAGCUAGGGGAAGCCCUGGAGACCAUCAAGACUGAGUGCGAGCAGAAGGCCGCCCUGAGGAAAGAGCUCUCCCACUACAUGAGCAUAGGAGACUCUAUGUACCACAGCCCCCUCAGCAUCUCUCUGGAUGGGCUCAAGUUCAGCGACGACGCAGCCACGGAACCAAACAAUGAUGAGGCUCUCCAUGGUUACGAGAAUGGCUUCAGCAAGCUUGCCAAUGCCAUCACUGAGGACAACCGUGCGUCCACGCCCAAGAAGGGUGACCUGUUCCGCCCCGUCCCCAGCCUGGUAGAUGACCUGCUGAGUGAACUCAACAUCUCUGAGAUCCAGAAACUCAAACAGCAGCUACUGCAGAUGGAGCGUGAGAAGGUGUCUCUGGUGUCCACGCUGCAAGACUCCCAGAAGCAGUUGGAGCAGGCCCACGGGGCCCUGGAGGAGCACCAGGACAAGGUCAGCCGUCUCACCGAGAACCUCAACGCCAUUCGGAGGCUACAGGCCAGCAAGGAGCGCCAGUCAGCCCUGGACAAUGAGAAGGAGCGCGACAGCAACGAGGACGGGGACUACUACGAGGUGGACAUCAACGGACCCGAGAUCCUGGAGUGCAAGUACAAGGUUGCAAUGUCGGAGGCAGGUGAGCUAAAGGAGGAGCUGAAAACCCUGAAGGCAGAGUACCAGUCCUGUCAGUCACACUACGAGGAGGAGCGAGGCCGUCUGGAGACUCAUGUCACAGCCCUUGGAGAGAAGCUGGCCUCUCUGGAGAAGACCAGCCACGUGGAGAAACAGGAGAAGGCCAGGCUGGAGAAGGAGCUGCGCAAGGUGAGUGACGUGGCAGGCGAGUCCCAGGGCAGCCUGAGCGUGGCGCAGGACGAGCUGGUCACCUUCAGCGAGGAGCUGGCCACACUCUACAACCACGUGUGCAUGUGCAACAACCAGACUCCCAACCGCGUCAUGCUCGACUUCUACAAGCAGGGCAAGGGCGGGCGCACCAGCCCUGAGGGUCGCGGACGCCGCUCCCCCAUACUGCUCACUAAGGGCCUGUUUCCCGUCCCCGACGCUGCCGACAGCGCCCUGUCCCCUGUCUCCUCUCCCCCCUCGCCCCGGGAGCCAAUGAACGUGUACAACCUGGUGGCCAUCAUCCGGGACCAGAUCAAGCACCUCCAGCUGGCGGUGGACCGCACCACAGAGCUGUCCCGUCAGAGGAUGGCCUCUCUGGAGCUAGGCACAGUGGCUGAUAAGGACAAGGAGGCCUGCAUGGGGGAGAUCCUCAAACUCAAGUCCCUCCUCAGCACCAAGAGGGAGCAGAUCGCCACCCUGAGGACCGUGCUCAAAGCCAACAAACAGACGGCUGAGGUGGCGCUGGCCAACCUGAAGAGUAAGUAUGAGAACGAGAAGGCCAUGGUGACGGAGACCAUGAUGAAGCUGAGGAAUGAACUCAAGGCCCUGAAGGAGGACGCCGCCACCUUCUCCUCACUCAGGGCCAUGUUUGCCACACGCUGUGAUGAGUAUGUGACUCAGCUGGAUGAGAUGCAGAGACAGCUGUCUGCGGCGGAGGAUGAGAAGAAGACCCUGAACUCCCUGCUCCGUAUGGCCAUCCAGCAGAAGCUGGCCCUGACCCAGCGCCUGGAGGACCUGGAGUUUGACACCGAGCAGACCCGCCGCGGAGGCAAACCAAAAGCCAAAACCACUAACGGCAGAACCACUAACGGGCAGACCAACGCCGUCAACAACCCCCGCAUAAGUCACGGCCUCACCUGUGCCGGGAUCGGCCGCCCCAACGAGCCCAACGCCAUGCCCAACUGCAUCCGUGGAGGCCCUGUGGUCUUCUGCAGCGAGAAGUACAAGAUCUACUGCGACUGAAGCGGCUGCGUUGUCAGCACGGGACUGCUGUGUACAGAGGGGAGGAGCCCGAGGCUCUCCCCUGCAUUAAUGUUAAAGAGCCCCACUAUGCUCGCUUAGCUCCCUGCCUGCCCAGCCUGUAGCCUCAUAGGGCCUGGUGUGUUUCUAACCUACAGUACAUAAGUAUGCCCAUGGCCACGUAUGGCCGCUCACGUCUGCUAGUGUAAACGCUUAGGGGAAUGCAGAUGUGUAUGUACAGUACAGUGUGCACUAGAAGUUUGGGACUGUUUUAGACAUAAUGUAUGGCAUGUGGAUAGGGUCUCAACCGGCCGCCGGUGGGCUUCUGUGGAUACUAUGGGGUGCUGUACUUAUGAUGAUGUAAAAGGUGGCAGCAUUUGUGCUUAGUGUGUUCUGAACCCCCUGAGUGUGUUGCCUGGUAACUGUAAUGCACUUAGGGGGUGGGGACUUGGGAAGAGGGUGUCACUUUAAGGGGUCAUGUGACUGAAGUUGACAUCCUCUCCUUGUGUUGCUCGUCUGUUGGCGUUGGUGCUCCUUCGAUAAAGCCCCCCAUUCUCCUCUCUCCUGGCCCCCCAGGACUAAGCCAGCCCAGCAACCCGCUGACCAAUCAGGUCGCUCUUUAAUGUUUACAUAAACAAAUGAAACAAAACAAUAUGCAAACUCCCCCUGCUGUUGCUUAGGGGAGUCCAGUGUGAUUUGCUGGGUUUUCUAACUGAAUUUCAAAACUCUCAAAGCGGGUUGGCUGAUGAUUAGUGAUGUCGGAGGUGGGUGAUAAAGGAGCACCUAAGACCACAGGUGUUUAAUUUCAGGAUUCAUUCAGGCCAAUCGCAUGGCAUUGCAGCUGAGAAUGCUACUGAGCUUUUAACUGUUUUUCUAUGUAAAAAGGUGUGUGGCACAGCACAAGCUAUGUACUACAGGGCUCUACAUUUUAACCAGAGCACUUAUUUAACGUCUGCUGAAAGAAACGGUGGGCUAUUCCAUGUGACCCAGUAUGUCAUAUUGGUGUUCUUUCAGAGCCAUGUUACUAGAGAACGAAAGCAAGACGAAACGAUCUCUACACCUAAAUUAAGUGCACUUCAGAAUAGGUGCCUCAGGUUCUAACUUAUAUUAGAAAAGGAUAUAAUAACUGUGAACAGAUACAAUAUAGUUUUGAUUGAUGGUGAUUUUUGUAACAUCAGUAAAGAUCCUAAAAGAGCACAAAAAUCAAUGGCACUCAGAUCCGGAUCAUAAUUCUGCAAACAAAACCGACAACCCUCGGCAAAGUGCCUGUCGACCCAAACACUUGAUAUCAACUAUAUCUAUCUAUGGAUGUAAAGCCCUGUCUUUGUGUCUGUCAGCCUAAUGCUCAUCUCUCCCUCUAUCUUCUUUCCCUCUCUUUUUGGAGGCCCUUUUAAGCUCUCAAAUGAACUAUGUGUGGUUAUGUGGCUGAAAACCCUGUCCUCCUCCUCAUGUCUCUAACCUGUGUCUCGUCGCUUGGUUGUCAUGACAACCCCUCUCUCUCUCUUUUAGAUUGUCAGCAGCUUGCUCGCCCUGAAACGCCACUCUCCCUUUAUGUGGGGGAAAAACAGAAUAUUAUCAGGUAACGUCCUCACGCGUAUGCGUGUUCUGAACCCUGCGUGUGUGCGCGUGUGUGCGUGUGUGUGUGCGUGCGUGUGUGCGUGAUAUGUGAGUGAUCUCAACUCCGGCACUGUGUAGGUAUGUUGUUUUCUGCAAAUGGAGGGUAGUUCAUUUCUGAGAUGCUCUUUGUAUGCAAGAGGACAAACCAAUAUACUGUCUUCAAUAUCCCCCAAAAAGCUUUAAACCUUGCAAGCUUGUGCCAGACAGAUUAAAAAAUAAAGAAAUAAAUGAAUGUGGGGCUUGUGUUAGAUAAAUCCAUGUUGUACAUAACCACACAUUGUUAGCUUUAUGAUGCUAAAAGCAGAGUUGAUGCCAGGAAAUCCUUGAAGAUUAAUCAAAUUAUGCUUUUUUUACCAGUAACAUAAAAAACUAUAUAUUCUUAAUGAUAUGAUUGUAAUCAGGUUAGAAUCUUCUAGGAUCCUCCUAGGCCCCCUCUCUCUGGAAUAGGGAGGGAGAGCUUUCGUUCCUCCGAACGAGGGACAUCCCCAACCCUGCUUGAGUUGAGUAUGUGCUGUGCUGCGCUACGAGACCUUUAGACACACAACACAGUAUGGAGACUGUGUUCACAUCAGACAAACACCUCCACUGAGUGAAAAUCACUCUUCGGUUAUUGUUCCACUUAAGUGACAGCGAUAGAUUCACUCUUUGUUUAUAUCAGUUUGCGCUGAGUGUAGAGACUAGGAGAGGACAGAGGAGUAAUACUAGUGUUUAAACGAUGCUGGUCAUGAAUUUGAUACUGUGUUUGGAGACAUGGGUUCCAGGGUUAUUUGAGGGAGAUGCUCUAAACCCUUGGUGAUUCAAAAAAAUGAUUCCUGUUUUUAUAUGAGGUUUUUGUUUAACUACUUUGUCUCUAACUGUGGAAUCUUACCAGUGGACAUUGAUUCAAAUUAGUUGACCCUCUAUCCCUCUUCCCUUGUUUCAGCUCUUUGGAUUCACUGAACAAUAGAUAGAUUUAAUAAUCCAGGAUGUGAUUGUGGCUAGAGAGACCCCCCCCCCCCCAGUUCUCUUGGUCUAGUUUGAAAUCAAUGUCCGUUUAUCUGAUGUCAUCAAUAGAAUUCCACCAGAAUUAAGCUCCUCCUACCUCUGUCUGCAGGCUCUGCCCACAUCAACGUUGAGUUCUCUCACACGCUCUUAAUUCGAUUUUUGAUUGGUUGAGAGCCUGCAUGCAACAAAUAAAAAAAACAUGCCCGUUCUCAUUAACCUGCAUGCCAUUUGGGAAAAGCCCUCCUAUGACUGACCUGGUUCUGGGGUAUGGUCUAAACUCUGGGGGGGGGGGG
Salvelinus fontinalis (brook trout) is the source of this 5828-nucleotide messenger RNA. RefSeq names its product protein bicaudal D homolog 2-like. The coding region runs from base 367 to 2937 and encodes 856 amino acids. Gene Ontology annotation, molecular function: dynein complex binding; cytoskeletal adaptor activity; dynactin binding. The transcript has 10 exons. Gene Ontology annotation, biological process: regulation of microtubule cytoskeleton organization; microtubule anchoring at microtubule organizing center; protein localization to organelle. Gene Ontology annotation, cellular component: cytosol; Golgi apparatus. The record is from RefSeq and is a predicted model, not a curated record. Lineage: Eukaryota; Metazoa; Chordata; Actinopteri; Salmoniformes; Salmonidae.